AUGUCUAGCAAUACCGAAUCAGACAAAUCCGCCAAGCUAUCUGAGCCGAAGGCGUCGCCCUCACCACAGAGAUCGCCUUCGAGCUCGAGCAUCAGUAAAGCUUCCCAUCGACAGAGCUUCACUGAGAAUCUCCGCAAUCCUCCAGCUUCGCCACGUCAUCGACACCCCUCCCUAACUCACGCGGCGAUUCAAGAUCUUCUCAUCCAUCCAGCGUCCACUAGCAGGCACCAAAACUCCAAGUUUGUCGGUCGGGAAUGGAGAGAUAUCACCAUAGGAGAGUUGACUUCGCCUGACGACGUGAGAUGGAUCGACAUUGAAUCCAGCGUGGAGGAGGCGACCUUGAUGCUUCUGCAGAGUCCAACGGGCGUUGUACUCGUAAGAGAAGGAGCCCAUACCGCAGUGCCGAUCUUCUGCUUUGAUUACAACGAUCUCAACGCCUAUCUUCUCACCGUCGUGGGGGUUUCUCGACCCGAGGGCGAUCAAGCCACGCUCUUCCAUGACAUCAUGACUAAAGCUCAAGGAGGUGCUCAUAUUUCACUUCGCGAGAUCCAACCCUUAUGUUCCAGGGAAGCUAUUGUCAAGAUGAACUCAGGUGUGAACCUAUCUCAAGCUAUAGAAACGCUUGGGAGCGGCAUUCACAGAGUUUUGGUUACCGACUCGACUGGGAAUGUCAUUGGAAUCAUAAGCCAGCUGCGGAUGGUGGAAUUCUUCUGGAAUGAGGGGGUCAAUUUUCCCACCAUUGACCGACUCAACCCAGUCACGCUGCAAGACCUAGGAAUUGGCGUGCGGCCCGUUCUCUCAGUGCACUCCGACGCUCCCCUUACCGAGGCCUUGUCUCUCAUGUAUGAGGAAGGCCUUUCAAGCGUAGCAAUUGUAGACAGCGGACACAACGUGGUGGGUAACAUUUCGACAAAGGAUGUGCGACAUUUGACAAGCUCCUCAAGUGCAUAUUUGCUUGGUAGUUCUUGCAUGCACUUCAUUUCUGUCAUUCUUAACGAAAGAGGGGUAGAAAAGGGACAAGAUGUCUAUCCAGUCUUCUACGUAAACCCCUAUUCGACAUUGGGUCAUACGAUAGCCAAGCUGGUGGCGACAAGAUCGCAUCGAAUGUGGAUCGUGGAGUCAGCACCUCAGUCAUCACCUCUUUCAACGCCCGCCACGCCGACGACGACUUCGCAACCCUCCUUGUCUAGCGGGACAGUUCCGGCACCUGCAAUGGCUGGCGCUCUCUUGUCAGGCAAGCUCAUUGGAGUUGUUUCGUUGACAGACAUUCUCAAUAUCUUCGCCAAAUCUACAGGACUGCAUCCUUCCGAGCCGUCGGAACAGAGAGCACGCCGCCGACGCAGUUCGAGCAGCUCUGUCCGGCCUAGCGUUGAGUCGUUACGGUCCAGCGUGGAAUCAAGGAGGUAA
This is a messenger RNA of Trichoderma reesei QM6a, 1407 nucleotides long. RefSeq lists its product as uncharacterized. Gene Ontology annotation, molecular function: protein serine/threonine phosphatase inhibitor activity. Gene Ontology annotation, biological process: regulation of mitotic metaphase/anaphase transition; cellular response to glucose starvation. The record is from RefSeq and is a predicted model, not a curated record. Lineage: Eukaryota; Fungi; Ascomycota; Sordariomycetes; Hypocreales; Hypocreaceae. The transcript is spliced from 3 exons. The coding region runs from base 1 to 1407 and encodes 468 amino acids.